AAGCAAGUAGCCGUCAGGUCACCGUCAACAUUUAUUUUACUUUCACACUACUGCUGAUGUUCAUCAACGCGCAUAGGUAGCCAAACCAAGGGAAGUUCGCAUGUGCACUCUUCUUGCCCUCUGUUAUUUGAAAUUGCUGUCGCGCUCUCUCUUUCUUUUCUCCCACAUAAGAACAAGCAUUUCAUCAAAAUAUUUCGAUGGUGUUCGUUCCUGACAUUGCCCACUUUCCCUCGGUGCCAAGGCCUUUUUAAAUCGAUCUUCACCCUCUCUCUCUCUACUUCACUUGAGCGCAAUCCUAGCUGCUCAAAUAUAACCUCCGCUCUUCGUCCAUCAGACAAAUCAAUAUGAGCGCGCCGCCACCUCCCAAUGCUCCGAACGGGCAGCCUGGCCAGGCGCCCAAACGCCCGUACCGCAAACCACGCGCGGUAAAUCCACUGGUGGCGCGAGGCCGAAACGACCCAUCCAAGCAGAUGAACCGGCCCGCUUCUACCGUGAAGCCGUCCGCGACUGUCAUUGCAAAAGCCGGCCCGUCAAAGGAUCCGGUUGAGGCCCUCCGCGAGCAGGACUUUCAGAAGCUUAAGGACUUUGAGGCCCGGCGCAAGCUCAACGGUGGCUGGACCGAUCCUGCGCCGCCCAAUGUUGUCGAGUAUCCGCUCAUGGUUUCGAAGCGCGCCCUGAUGGAGGCACGUUUCCAUGUCAUGCGAUUGUCCCGGGCCAAGGCAGUCCAGGGCGAUCCGGUAAACGGCAUCGAUCCCACCGACCCUGAACAGUUCUCGCGUCCAGUUACCCUCCAUCGCCGCGACCCCCGACAGCCAGCGGCGGCCAGAGUCGUACCAGAGGAGGAGGAAGUCAAACCGAGCCCACCUCCACCCGAGCCUACAACAGACGACAAAGAGGCUGAGAGAUUGGCACAGAUCAAAGCGGAUAAGGAAGCCCAACGUGCCGCGGACCUUGCCCAGAUCGCGCCGACAAUCAAGCCUAAUGAGCCACCUGCGCAGAAGAAGCCGCAACCGCAAAAGAAAGAGAAAGCAUUCACGUCGCAUAGACAGACGAAGAAGGACUACGAUCCUAAGACAUCCGAGUUGCGUUAUGAAGAAGCUCUGCCAUGGCAUUUGGAAGAUGCGGAUGGCAAGAACGUGUGGGUUGGCCAAUAUGUUGCCGCUCUGUCCCAGGCAAACGUUGGUCUUGUUAUUAGUGGUGAGGGCUUUAAGAUGGUUCCGUUGGAGAAGUACUACAAGUUCACGUCAAAGCCUCACUUCAAGGCAUUCAGCAUCGAACAGGCUGAGAGUAUCAUGAAGCAGAACAUUGCCAUCGGCCCUCACAAGAUGACUGAGGAGAAGAAGGAGCAAAUGAAGCUCGAGCAAGAAAUUGCGGCUACGCGGGAUUUCCUUCGAGGUGGCAGGGCAACCAAGGUCAAGAAGGAAAGCAACACCUACAGGUCUGCUCCCAGGUCCGAGAAGCUUGAUCAGGAUGACAUUGAUAUGUCUGGCGAUGAGUUCCAGGAUGAUGACGAAAACCACACGUUUGAGAAGGAGAGGGAUGAGGAGACCAAGGAGGCAAAAGAGCGACAGCGGCGGAACCACCUCGGUGCAAACCUGUUUGGUGAUGCGAACGAGAAGCAAGUAGAGAAAGAGGAGGCCGAGGAGGAGCUCAUGGAGCAGCUGCGAAAGGAAGAGGGCAAGCGUGUCCGCAAGGCUCUGGCCCGUCGCGAGAAGCACUUGAUGUACCAGAGUGAUUCUGACGACAAGGACAACCCAUACGACUCGUCGAGUAGCUCGGAAUCGGAGCCUGACGAGGAAAAGGAAGCCAAGGAGAAAGAGGCCAAAGAGAAGGAGGCGAAGGAGAAAGAAGCGAAGGAAGCCAAGGAGAAGGAAAAGCUUGCCGUAGGAGCCUCAGCUAAAGGCAGUGGAACUUCCCCUAGUAAGAACAAGCAAGGGAAGUCUCUCAAGCGCCCGGGUUCUCCAAAUCUGUCCGAAUCGAGCGAGAACGAAGCAUCCCGCAAGAAGGCGAAGAAGCUGGCCACCGGCUCAGUACAACCCAGCCGAUCCGGCACUCCUGUACCCGGGCAGCGUGCCAAGGGCCCCGGUGGAGCUACCAGCGAUGGUGAGGCUACCGGUGGAGAGAUGUCGGAUGGCGGCAUUAAGAAGAACCGACUUAAGUUGGGAGCCACCGGCAGCAGUUCUCGUGGCACGCCUGUUGGCUCCAGGGCCGGAAGCCCUAUUCCAGGAUCUGGCUCAAAACCCGGAUCGCCCAUUAAGGCUGACAGCCCCAAGCCGGGCGUUGUCACUCCUGACGAGAUCGUGGCCGCUCUUGCAGCAAAUCCCCAGGGUAUAGCCAUAGGAGAUCUGCUUAAGCGCUACUUCAGUGACCGAGUUGGAACGGGCGAAAACCAGAUUCACAGGAAGGAGUUUAUCAGUCUGGUCGUCCGCCACUCACAACUCGAUAAGGUUGACAAGCUGCUGCGGAUGAAGCCAAGCAAAUAGUGUAAUUGCUUGCAUUGCACUGUCAGGCCUCCAGUAUUUCAUCCAUAUCAAGAGGGAUAAUAACAUCAAACAGCUCCUUCACACAAUAAACAUCGUUUCAACCAGGGACAAUACCAGGCAUGGUCUAAUCCUAAAGCCAAGGAAAUAGUGUCCUUGCUUGUCUUGCACUGUCAGGUCCCCAGCGAUUGUGGCCGCUCUUAAAGCAAACCCGCGGGGUAUUAGCUGUCGGAAUUUUUUUAUGCGAUAUUUCAGCCAUAUCGAUGGGGACAAUCACAUCAAACGGCUCGCCCAUACAAUAUACCUUCAUUCAACCAGGGACUGGAGAACGGGUCGUUUGAUCCUAGGACGAAGAGGACGACCAGCGAGGUUUUUGCCUCGGCUACAGUAUUCCAAGGGUCGCAGAACUAGAAAAUAAUAUGGGCAAUACCCAUUGAAUCCGGGAACAGUGGUCAGUUUCUGGAUUCUUGUGAUUGAUUAUCAUAGCGCAAUUGUGUACAAAAGCGGAAACCAUCCCGAAGGCGAUCCUUCUUUGAACCAAGUGAUAUUUAGAGGCAGCGAGCAGUUUAGUCGUUUAUCAGCAAACAAAGGUAUAUAUAUAUAUUACUCAUUCAUCCAUUUGCCAAUUGUAUUCGAG
This is a messenger RNA of Pyricularia oryzae 70-15, 3117 nucleotides long. RefSeq lists its product as uncharacterized. Gene Ontology annotation, molecular function: TFIIF-class transcription factor complex binding; RNA polymerase II general transcription initiation factor activity; DNA binding. The record is from RefSeq and is a predicted model, not a curated record. NCBI's taxonomy places the organism in Eukaryota, Fungi, Ascomycota, Sordariomycetes, Magnaporthales, Pyriculariaceae. The coding region runs from base 345 to 2483 and encodes 712 amino acids. Gene Ontology annotation, cellular component: nucleus; transcription factor TFIIF complex. Gene Ontology annotation, biological process: positive regulation of transcription elongation by RNA polymerase II; transcription initiation at RNA polymerase II promoter. The transcript has 3 exons.